Molecule: messenger RNA, 2637 nt
Organism: Aspergillus bombycis
Lineage: Eukaryota; Fungi; Ascomycota; Eurotiomycetes; Eurotiales; Aspergillaceae
Exons: 4
Coding region: 1-2637 (878 amino acids)
Molecular function (GO): ATP hydrolysis activity; protein binding
Source: RefSeq, a predicted model, not a curated record
AUGAGUUUCGGGUUCAGCAUCGGUGAUUUCCUUACAGUCAUCGAACUCGCGAACAAAAUCCGCAAAGAAUUCGUUGGUGCGCCAUCCCAAUUCAAGGCCAUUAAUGAUGAAGUCCGGAACCUCUCGUUCGUUCUGCAAGAUGUCGAAGUCGACUUGUCCGGCAAAGAACUCAGCGAUAACCAGAAGGCCGAACUGCAAGCGAUCGCAGAUAGCUGCCGCUGCGUCCUCGAUGAGAUUUACGGAGAAAUCAGCACCUACAGGGUGCUGGAAUCUGACCAUAUCACCGGCCUGCGUAAAGUUGUACGGGUGUGGAAACGAUUGAAAUGGGAACCAGAGGAUAUCCAAGACCUCCGGAACCGCAUCAGCAGUAACGUUAGUCUCCUCAAUGCUUUCAAUGGACGCAUUACCCGGGGUAAUGUCGCUGGCCUAUUACAACGCCAGGAUGAUAGGGAGCGUCAGGAGAUUCUGGACUGGCUCUCUCUGAAGAACCAUGCUGCGCAACAGAGUGACUAUCUGAGUCGAAGCCAGCCUGGAACGGGGCAGUGGUUUAUUGACUCCCACGGCUUCAGAGCAUGGCUUGAGAAGCCAGAGCAAACCUUGUUCUGCCCCGGUAUCCCUGGAGCGGGCAAGACUACCCUUAUGUCCUUGGUCAUAGACGAGCUUCACAAACGCUACGGAAAUGAUAUUGAGAUCGGCAUUGUGUUUAUCUACUUUAAAUUCAAGGACGAGUGGACCAUGGACCGGUUGCUCUCUACCCUGUUGAAACAGUUGGCACAGAGACAACAGUCUAUACCAAAUGAUUUGAAAGACUUAUACAACAAUCACCAUAAACAUGGAACACGGCCGCCUCCAGAAGAAAUAUCAAGAUGCUUACAUGCUAUCGCUAGCUCGUAUAAGAAGUUGUUUGUUGUCAUCGAUGCACUGGACGAAUGCCAAUCCGCAAUCGAGUCACGCGACAGCAUUUUACCCACUAUCUUCAACCUUCAAGCCCAAUCUCAUGCAAGUCUCUUGGCCACUUCAAGACCCAUCCCAGAGGUCAGUGACCAGUUCAAGGGAGUGCCUACUCUAGAGAUAAGGGCACGAAGCAAAGAUGUACAGAGAUAUCUGAGGGACAACCUAGGACGCCUUCCUAGGUUUGUUUCGCGAGAUGCAGGACUUCAGAAUGAGAUCGUUACAGAAAUCGCAGAAGCGGUGGAUGGAAUGUUUCUUCUGGCCCAACUUCAUCUCGACUCAUUGGUCGGAAAAAUGUCGCCCAAGGCUCUUCGAAACGCCCUGAGACAACUUCCCACAGGAACCAAUGCUGUUAACUCGGCAUAUAGGAAUGCGAUGAGCCGGAUCGAAGGACAAGUGGCCGAUAGGGUUGAAUUGGCUAAACAAGUCCUGUCAUGGGUUGUAUGUGCGAAACAGCAGUUGACUGUCUUGCAGCUCCAACAUGCCCUUGCCGUCGAAAUCGGCGAAACGAACCUCGAUCAGGACAAUUUUCCCGAAGUCGAGGAUAUGAUCUCUACAUGUGCAGGCCUGGUCACCGCUGAUGCACGAGGUGGCAUCGUUCGACUAGUGCACCACACCGCGCAAACAUACUUUGAGCAAACCUGGAUGGAUUGGUUCCCUGACGCUCAUAGUAAAAUAGCCGCAACCUGCAUCACGUACCUCUCAUUUGAUAUCUACAAAACCGAGUUCCAACAAACCCUUAGUAUGGAGCAACUUUUUGGAUUCUUCGAGUUGCAGCUAUGGGAGGCAAUGCAUUGCCAUAUACAGCAAGGAAGCCAUGAACUGGUCCUGAGCCUUCUGCGAGAUAAGACAAAGUCCGCUGCAUGCGGCCAAGCGUUGGCAAUUAGAGAGGCAGAGUUCUGGUGCACAUCCUCUGCUCCUCUGCAUAUAUCGGGGGCUCACCUGGCGGUGUAUUUCGGUUUGGAAGAUGUCUUGCAGGGCUUGAUCGAAACUAGUAGCCAAGCAAACACCCCAGACACCAAUGGUGAAACUCCAUUGUCAUGGGCAGUAAGAAGGGGCAGUGAAUUUUAUGUCAAGCUCCUUUUAGAGAAGGGCGCAGACCCAGAUACUAGGGAUAAGCAUGAUCGGACGCCGCUGUCACGGGCCGCAGAGCAAGGCUGUGAGACCAUGGUUAAACUUCUUCUCGACAACUGUGCUGAUCCAAGCAUUGUGGAUCGCAACGGGAAGUCGUCACUGUCGUGGGCUGCAGAGAAAGGCCAUGACGACGUGGUCAGACUUCAUCUAGAGAAGAACGUCGACUUGGAGUCGAAGGAUAAGGAUGGCCAAACACCAUUAUCCAGGGCGGCAGAGAAUGGCUACUCGGCAGCAGUCGGUCUCCUUUUGGAAAAAGGUGCUGAUCCAUUUGCAAAGGAUGAUAAAGGGAAAACCCCUAUCUCCUGGGCAUUUGACAGUCGGGAUAAGCCGACAGUCAGACUCCUCCUUUCUACUUUGAGUAUUUUUGUAGACCAUAAUGGAGGCGCGGGAGACUCAUUGAUCCUGAGACCUGGCGCAGAUAUUUCUACCCUUGCAGAUGCCUUAGGGGAUCUGAGAGUGGGCGUGAAACAAGUAAAGUUCACGCGACUUACAGAGAGGCUGUACAGGACUCCUGUAGGAGGGCAAUGGCUAUAUAUUCAGUUGGACAGAUAG